AUGAAACAUGUGACUGUUCUGUUAUUGGUAGCAGCCAGUGCCAUCUGCGUGGUGGGGCAGGGCAUACCUAUAGCUAAGUGCCCAGAAGGGGAGCAUUCAGUGUUAUACUGCCCGCAGAAAGCCGAGCCAUCCUGCGAUAAUCCGACUGUACACGACCUGCCCAAAGGGUCGUUCGGAGCUUGCGGUAUACCCGACUGUUUCUGCAAUUCACCCACUGUCCGGGACGCAAGGAGCCAACGAUGCGUCGUGUUGUCUGAUUGCCCA
Molecule: messenger RNA, 264 nt
Organism: Iphiclides podalirius (scarce swallowtail)
Lineage: Eukaryota; Metazoa; Arthropoda; Insecta; Lepidoptera; Papilionidae
Source: the annotation of a GenBank genome assembly